Molecule: messenger RNA, 1778 nt
Organism: Corythoichthys intestinalis (scribbled pipefish)
Lineage: Eukaryota; Metazoa; Chordata; Actinopteri; Syngnathiformes; Syngnathidae
Gene: dnajb12a
Product: DnaJ heat shock protein family (Hsp40) member B12a
Exons: 9
Coding region: 56-1168 (370 amino acids)
Biological process (GO): cellular response to misfolded protein
Cellular component (GO): endoplasmic reticulum membrane
Molecular function (GO): Hsp70 protein binding
Source: RefSeq, a predicted model, not a curated record
ACGUCAUUACCGUGCGUCCAGAGUUGAAGCACGUAAAUAUUUCCGCCGUGUCGCAAUGGAUUCAAACAAGGACGAAGCCGAGCGUUGUAUCAAAAUAGCACUGAAUGCUGUUGGCAACAACCAACCAGACAAAGCCAGGAAGUUCCUUGAAAAGGCCCAGCGUUUGUUUCCGACGAACCAAGCCCAAAAUUUACUGGACACGCUAGCGCAGAAUGGGAAGCCUCCGGACCAGAAUGGCGGACCUAUUCACGGAGAUAAACCCUCCGUGAGGCACCGUCAUCACAGAGAGGACGCAGAGACGUCCACACAGGGUCCCGCAGAUUCGACAAAACCGUACACCGCCGAGCAAAUGGAUGCGGUCAAGAAGAUUAAGGGCUGUAAAGAUUACUACCAAAUCCUUGGGGUAGAAAAGACUGCUUCUGAUGAAGACCUCAAAAAAGCGUACCGGAAGCUUGCACUGAAGUUUCACCCAGAUAAAAACCACGCACCCGGAGCCACUGAUGCAUUUAAAGCCAUCGGUAAUGCGUAUGCCGUGUUGAGCAAUGUUGAGAAGCGGCGGCAGUACGACCAGUAUGGGGAGGAGAGGUCGCACCCGAACAGACAACGGCAACACCGUGACUUUGAAGCCGAUAUUUCACCUGAGGACCUCUUCAACAUGUUCUUUGGUGGCGGAUUCCCAUCUAGUAAUGUACAUGUUUACAGAAAUGGAAGAAUGCACUUUGCGCACCAUAACAGGCAAGAUAGAAGAGAGCAACAGAGAGAUGGUGGUCUUGCACUGUUUGUCCAGCUAAUGCCCAUCCUAAUCCUCAUUCUCGUGUCGGCACUCAGUCAACUGAUGGUUACGCACCCCCCCUACAGCCUUAGCUACCGCCCGUCAGCCGGGUACAUUCACAAAAGGCAUACAUCUCACUUGAACGUGCCUUUCUACGUGGGCGAACGCUUUAACGAGGACUUCACAGGAGCCAAUCUGAAGAAUGUGGAGAGAACGGUGGAGGAAGACUUCAUCUCCAACUUAAGGAACAACUGCUGGAAGGAGAGGCAACAGAAGGAAGGCUUAAUGUACCGCGCUCGCUAUUUUGGGGACUCUGAGUUGUAUCAAAGGGCACAGAGGAUGGUGACCCCAAGCUGCAACCGGUUAUCUGAGAUUCAGGUCAUACUGGACGGUUAGAAGUUGUUCAAACAAAUACAGGUUUUUCUGGUACUUGAAUCAUUUUGGAGGACUGUGUCCGGAGCCUCAACCCCCAAAUUGGAGUUAUAUGUGCAGCCAACCCAAGAGAAUCAAACAGGCCUUAUGCACUGUGGGCAGCAGACCUCAAGCGGGAACCAUUUCGUAGCUUCUGGUAGACUGCCUUCCCAUACAACAAGCAACAAGCUUCAACUGACACCGUUUUCUUCCUCUCCUACGCCGAAGGACAACAGGUCAUCUAUUUUGAUCGGUGAACCAAGCUGCUAAGAUUUAGAUUUUCUUCCUUCUGAUUUUUUUUCCCUUCAUUUUGAGAGCCCUCAACCUGGCCUUCUCUAGACACAUGUCUGAGCCACUCUCGUUUUUUUUUUGUUUUUUUUUUAAUAGUUGUUUCUAGUGUAAAUAUUGAGUAACUUUUUAACAGUGCAAAAUUUAUCAAAGUUAAUAUCAUUUAUUAAAAAUGUUAAUAAGUGACUGCUCGUAGCCAGCCAGAUCAAGAUCAGUGAGAUUGUUGCACAGGUAAACCUUAUUUAUUAAAUUAACAAGCUGAAAGUUGUAUAUUGAUUUUCUUUCAAUAAAUUUUGUCUGGAAUCGU